GUUUUUUUGGACCUUCUCCAAUUUCCUCAUGGAAAGGGCCCUAUGGAUAUACCAUGCUUGGUCUUGGUGCUGUCCUGGCAUCUGGAUUGAAAAUUUUGAAGCAGUUCCUAUGUGGGCCAUGCAUGUGCGGCACCAACUGGCAUGCACUGUGCCAGCAGGCUCUGCACGUGUGUUGCUCGAGCCCUCUAAUUCCUUCUUGAAUGCCCUCAGCCUGAGAUGGAGCUCCGCAGUUCUCUGCUUUAUUCGACAUUUCGGAAGUAAUUUCACAGUUAUUAUUUAGAUCUUGUUGUUAUUGUUAGUCGGUUAGGUAAGUCUUAAAAACACCAACAAACAAAAAAAAGACAACCCUUUUUCACCAUGCCUGGGUCUCCAGGCUUUAAAUGCUGUGCCUCCUGUAGAGAGGCAAUCCCCAUUUCUGAUAGACAGUCACAGUGAGUCAGAUAUAUAGAGCAGUGGUUCCCAACCUGUGAUCCGCGGUCCCCUAGUGGUCCGCAGUGGUACUGCAAGCAGUCUGUGGAACGUUUAAAAGUAAGGAUUGUGGGCCUGAUGGUUAUUUUUUCUUCUCUUUUUCUUUCUUUUUUUUUUCUCCCCCAGGGAGGGGGGAGCAUGAAAUUUUAAUAGAUUGAAAAGGGGUCCAAAUGCUCAAAAAGGUUGGGAACUACUGGUCUAGAGGAACUUAAUUUAUCCCAGGAUAGUUCUCACUGAGCUAAACUCAAGACCAGGACACUUAGGGACAGAGACCUCUGCUUGAAGUUAAUUCUGGAAAAGAAUGCACAUCCUGCCUCAGACCCAGUAUUACAACCUAGGGAGGUACGAUUACCCUCAUGUUCCCUAGAGCAAAAAGGCGCCAAAGAGGAGAAGUUCCUCAGUGCCUCAUCGUGAGCCCUCCUCCAAGAAACCAUCUAUGCCCAGACCAUCAGCACAGAGGUCAUGCGUUAGUACUUAUGACGCUCCAGGUAUCUCAGGCAUGGCAGUACUGUCAACUAUUGCUGGCUCCGACUACAAAGGAUCCAAGCAGUGCCCUAAGGCUGCACUCUGGUAGCUGUUACAAUACCAAUGGCUACUUUGGUACCGCCAGAUACAUCAUUGGUACUGGCUACAAUACCGAAAACUACAGCAUCACAAUCGGCACCGCCCAUGUGCCUAACGGUACAGCACCGAUGACAUCUGCUUACUCUUUGGCACCACUGGCACUGACCAGAUUAGCGGCACUGAUUAUAUACUUGGUACUACUGACAUUUCAGCAGUUGCUACCAUCUACACCGACCACGCUGUUGGCACUGUAUAGACUGACACUGCAGACUCCGGCACUGAUCCUUGUGGCACUGUUGCCUUAUAUGUGAAAUGCUGAUCUUGUGGUGCCAUCGGUCCCAUAAUCGCUGCUUUUAGGCACCGAUGUGUUGCCUGCACUGACAACUUCUCACGUGCUGUCCCCAGUAUCAUUGCAGUUUUCUAGUGAUGAAGAUGUGAAUGCAUACAGGCCUUCUUCUCUGCAUGCCAUACCUCUCGAAUGCAAUAUUUAAGCUGUGCUAGGACCCUCGGGCUGUUCCCACGUGGUAUGGACACCACUGGAUGCCUUCUCCGGUGCUGCAUCCUGCACAAUGGCCUUAUUGGAGCACUUGGGGUUCCUAUAGGAGACAUCGUAUUUUGCAGCCUAUUCCAUAUAAGCAGGCUAGUUUUUAUACACCAUGUAUGACUUCAUCCAUGUAACAUCCCAGACCCUCAAGUGGCUCAGGCUAUGGAAGAAUCACUUCCUGACACAUCAGCCCCUACCAAUUCCUUGUCUUCACCUGAUGAGGCUGUGAUGCCACCUCCACCUUUGGCCACAGAUGACUUUGCACACUUUAACGAGCUCUUUAAGAGAGUUACAGCUGAGUUUAAAAUUAUACAGAUGAAGUCUUCGAAUCUCAGCACAAGAUUACUAACAUACACCGAGCCUUGCCGUCAUCCAAAAUUACCCUCGCCAUCAACUGUGCAAUUUUGGAUUCUGCCAACAUAAUUUGGCAAACUCUUUCAUCAAUUCCACCUACGUGCAGGAGAGUGGACAAGAAAUACUAUGUACCCACUAAUACCUCAGAGUUUUUCUUUACUCAUCCCACACCUAACUCCUUUGUGGUGGAAGCUAGAGAUGUAAGCAACUAAUCGACUAGUUGACUAUCGAAUAAGCAAAAGCAAGGAUCUUCGUGUUGGUGUAGUGGAUGGUAGCAACUGCUGAUAUGGGGUGUUCUCUAGACUAGGGAUCUUAGUCAUCUUAUUUAAUGUAGAAAUCAGGUACACUUGAGCCUCUCUAAUCUGGCAAAUUUGGGAAAUAAAUAAAUAAAUUAUGUCGGAUUAUGGAAUUUUCCAUACCAUGGGUGUUUGCCAUAAUGAAGAGUGCUUUGGGGUGGGGGAGGGAGAUAGGGAGUGGGAGGGUGUGUAAGGAGAAUAGGAGUUCACGGUCUGGCCAUCAGGAGGAUAGGAGUGGUGGGCUUACCGGUGCCUUGCUUCCACAUGUGGCUCCAUGCCUCCCGCUGCUCCCAGAUACUGCUGACCAACACUUUGCUGUGCUGAUGUUCCCCCAGUUGGGAGAAAGGAAGGGGGAAUGGUAGCACACAGAGUCACAUCCUCCUUCCCUGCCACGGUCCGAACUAUGGGUGUUCCUGGAUCAGGGCCACCUGGAUUAUGGAGGUUCAAGUGUAUGUGUUUUUCUGCAAAUGAUCCAGGCUUCAAUUUUUAUAUAACGUAAACCUGCCUUUCCUUUUCCUUUCUGCAGUGUAGUUAAAAAUGUGCUGUGAAAUUAAGAGGAGGUUUUUACUGCUUUACGCAACACAGAAGGGACAGGCAAAAGCUAUAGCUGAGGAAAUAUGUGAACAGGCAGAUGCACAUGGAUUUGAAGCUGAUAUUCACUGUAUAAAUGAGUCUGACAAGUAUAAUCUGGCAACAGAAAAGGAUCCUUUAGUGAUUGUUAUUUCUACUACUGGAACUGGAGACCCUCCAGACACUGCUUGCAAGUUUGUUAAGGAAAUUAAAAACAAGACCCUGUCAGCUGAUCAUUUUGCACAUUUACGUUAUGGAUUGUUAGGUCUUGGAGAUUCUGAAUACAUGUUCUUCUGCAAUGGUGGGAAGAUAGUAGACAACCGGCUCCAGGAACUUGGUGCACAGCAUUUCUAUGAGACUGGAUUGGCGGAUGAUUGUGUAGGUUUGGAAAUAGUGGUGGAGCCAUGGAUUGAUGGGCUUUGGUUUGCCCUCAGAAGAGAAUUUACUUCUCGGAACGCAAAAGAAGACAUGAGCAACAAUCUUAGGGCUGUCUCUAAUGGUGUCUCUGCAAUGACUGUAGACCCAAGCAUGUCAGGAGCAUGCAGUUUAGACUCAGAACUACAGCAGUUGAAGCUAGAAGACUUACAAAUUCAAACUCCAGUUGCUUUAUCCCAAAGAACAGCUAAUCUUCGUUCUGUGGUGUCUGUUCAAGACACUGAACCUUCACUUGAUUGUUCAGUCCCUCCUCUUUCACAGUCUGCUCUUAAUAUUCCUGCUCUGCCACCACAAUAUAUAGAAGUACAAUUUCAGGAAAGCACUGGUCAGGAACCUAGUGUGUCCUCAUUGAUUUCAGAUGGUACCGUCUUCCAUGUUCCAGUAACCAAAGCAUUUCAGCUCACUAAGGAAGAUGCAGUAAAAACUGCUUUGCUGUUAGAACUUGAUAUUUCAAAAACAGCAUUUUCCUACCAACCUGGAGAUGCCUUCUGUGUCAUAUGCCCCAACAAUGCCAGGGAAGUACAAGAACUUCUGGAUACCUUGGGACUUUCAGAAAGGAAAAAGUGUGUCGUUUGCUUAAAGAUUAAAGAAGCUGUUAAAAUAAAAGGAGCUGCUCAGCCAGAGCAUAUACCUAAAGGAAGUACUGUGGAAUUUAUUCUUACAUGGUGUCUGGAAAUAACAGCAGUUCCCAAAAAGGCAUUUUUGCGAGCUCUCAUAGAAUGCACCAGUGAUGCCAGAGAAAAGCGAAGACUUCAGGAGCUUUGCAGCAAACAAGGAGCCUCUGAUUACAAUAGUUUCAUCAGAGAUCCUAAUAUCUGCUUGUUGGAUUUACUCCAUGCUUUUCCAACAUGCAAACCCCCACUUAACCUGCUGAUUGAACAUCUGCCUAAACUACAAGCCAGAUCCUAUACAGCUGCAAGCUCCCAUUUGUUUCAACCAGGAAAACUGCAGUUUGUUUUUAAUGUUGUGGAGUUUCCAUCCUCCCCAUCUCGACUGGUUUCACGAAAAGGCGUUUGCACAGGUUGGCUCACUGAGUUAGUUGCACAAAUUCUUCAACCACAUAAAAACUCUCUUCACUCAAGGGAUGAAGAAUCAUCAGCUGUAAAGGUUUCUAUUUUUGCUCGCUCAAUCAACACUUUCCACUUACCUUCAGAUCCAUCUGUCCCUUUUAUGAUGGUGGGUCCAGGAACAGGAAUUUCACCUUUUAUUGGUUUCCUACAACAUAGACAGAAACUCCAAGAAGAGCAUAUGGACUGGAAGUUUGGAGAGACAUGGCUGUUUUUUGGUUGCCGACAUAAGGACAGAGACUACUUAUUCCGAGAUGAGCUCAGAAGUUUUGUUGAAAAUGGCACAUUAACUCAUCUUAAGGUGUGUUUCUCAAGAGACCCUCCAGCUGCAGCAGACAAAACCCCAACUAAAUAUGUGCAAGACAACAUUCGACUUUGUGCUAAAGAGGUUGCCAGAGUCCUUCUCAGAGAGAGAGGUUGUUUCUAUGUAUGUGGAGAUGCAAAACACAUGGCUAAAAAUGUGAAUGAUACUUUAGUGGACAUUUUAAGCACUGAUGCUGGAGUUGACAAAUUGGAAGCAAUGAAAAUCCUUGCUACAUUACGACAAGAAAAACGCUAUCUACAGGAUAUCUGGGCCUAAAUCUCUGGCCUUUGUGCCUUUGCAAAACAACAACUGUUAGCCAUUUUUCACCUAAUAUACUGUAUGAGGGCUCUGCUUAAUCUUUGGAUUACUGUCACUUCAAUUUAAGUAAAUUUGCUCAUAAAAGCAGCCAAUUGCUCGUUUAAAAAUACCAUUCUCCAAUCAUUUAAUCCUAGAUAAUUCCUACUGAUCUUUUGAAUAACAUUUAAAGCCUUUACAAUACCACCACAAACAAAAAAUGGAAUCUCUGAGUCAUCACUUUGUAGCAGUAUUACCAAGGAGAUUCUCACAGAACUCUAGUCCUCCACUUUAAUACUUUUAUCCUUGAAAAUAACAUUUACCUGCAUUUGUGCAGUAUACAGUAUUACAGGUAUUAUCAUAUACACAUGGGGUACAGGCAGUCCCCGACUGGGGGGGGGGACUCCCCCAGCACAGCAGGGAGACAGGAGC
Molecule: messenger RNA, 5328 nt
Organism: Pelodiscus sinensis (Chinese soft-shelled turtle)
Lineage: Eukaryota; Metazoa; Chordata; Testudines; Trionychidae
Source: RefSeq, a predicted model, not a curated record